GCAUAACCUUGGUAAACAUUAACAUAGACGACGUAGAAGUCGAGCUUCGAUUCAGUUAAGUUAUCGAUGACAAAGAGGAAAGUACUAGUGAAUAUGAAAAAUUUCGACACGUUAAACGUUAGUCUAGAUUCAGUGGACCUUUGGUCAGUCUCCUCGGAUGGAGACCAUAUGACAAGAGAUCAAGAUAAUCACGAGAAUAGAAACGAAAAUACAAUAUAUUGUAAAACCAAACCGAAGAUAAAGAUGAAUAAGAAAAUGGAGGAAUUUUACGAUGUUCAAACAAAGGCAAAGAAAACUCAAGAUAUUCCUCUGUUAAGAAGUUAUACAAUAACUGAAUCUGGUGACAAAAUUUUGGAUGAGGCGAAAAAACCAAAGGCGCCGAGACAUAAGCAAGUUCAUUUUUCUGCUUUUCUCAAAAUUAGAGACGAUACGGGAUUAUGCUCAGAAAGUAGGAUUGUUGAGUCAACUUCUCCCACCAAUAGAAAAAAGCUCUCCCGCGUUGGCGCUAAAUGUCGUUAAUAAUCACUUCUCAUGAAUAAUAUAAUUACAUCAUAGGGGGUUCAAGAAUAAACAGACAAAGGACUGUUGAAAUCAUCAUCGUCAUUAUUGACCUACAUUUUUUAUUGCUCCAUUAGGAUAAAGCAGAGAGGAAAUAACGAGAAGAGAGGAGUACUGUUUAUUCCUAAAUUCAACAAAAUUAAUUGCAGCACUUAGUGUUCUUCACCUCUUAUAUGGAGAGUCACUAUGGUUAAAAAAAAACAAGAUAACUAAAGAAAAUUAAUCAAUGGCUAGGGAAGAGAGAGGGAGGGAGGGAGGGAGGGGGGAGUGAGAGAAAAUAUAAAGAAUAAAACAAUAAACAGAGAGGGGGCUUAAUAUGGAUUGAAAAUUGGAAAGAAGGAAGAAAACUAAGAGAGAGAGAAG
This is a messenger RNA of Dimorphilus gyrociliatus, 921 nucleotides long. NCBI's taxonomy places the organism in Eukaryota, Metazoa, Annelida, Polychaeta, Dinophilidae. The record is from the annotation of a GenBank genome assembly.